Molecule: messenger RNA, 1269 nt
Organism: Pistacia vera
Lineage: Eukaryota; Viridiplantae; Streptophyta; Magnoliopsida; Sapindales; Anacardiaceae
Product: transcription factor MYB48-like
Exons: 3
Coding region: 153-935 (260 amino acids)
Biological process (GO): regulation of DNA-templated transcription
Cellular component (GO): nucleus
Molecular function (GO): DNA-binding transcription factor activity; sequence-specific DNA binding
Source: RefSeq, a predicted model, not a curated record
AAUAAGGGUUGAGUAUUGGUAGAUUUUCCAUGUACAAGAAAGUGUAAUAGUUAAAGAGUUUCUUUUCCAGAAAAAAGUACAGAGAAAGAGAAAGAGACAGAGAAAAUGAAAAUGAAAAUGAAAAUGGUGCAAGAGGAAACCAGAAAGGGCCCAUGGACAGAACAGGAAGACAUUCUCCUGAUGAACUUUGUGGGCUUAUUUGGAGAUCGACGAUGGGACUUUAUAGCAAAAGUUUCAGGUUUGAAGGUGGCGGGGCACACAUAAUAGGUCUCAACAGAACUGGAAAAAGUUGCAGGUUACGGUGGGUUAACUACCUCCACCCUGGUCUCAAACGGGGCAAAAUGACUCCCCAAGAGGAGCGCCUUGUCCUUGAACUUCAUGCCAAAUGGGGAAAUAGAUGGUCAAGAAUUGCUCGCAAGUUACCUGGGCGAACUGAUAAUGAAAUCAAGAACUACUGGAGGACCCAUAUGCGGAAGAAGGCUCAAGAGAGGAAGCGAGGUGUGUGUUCGCCACCAUCAUCAUCGUUUUCAAAUAUUUCUUCUCCAGCAUCAACUGUUACUACUGUGGACUCUAUGCAGUUCAAAACUGGAAAAGCCAGUUUUUAUGACACUGGAGGCCGUGAUGGUCAAGUGAUGGGUAUGGCCGCAGUUCAUGAAGAGAAUGAAACUGUUGGAUACUCAAUGGAUGACAUAUGGAAAGAUAUAGAGCUUUCAGAAGAAAAUAACUCUUUAAUGAUCAGACCAGUUUGUGAAGAGAAUACUAGCAACUUUUCUUGUGCUUCAAUAAUUGCCUCUCCAUCGUGGGACUAUCCUUGGUACGACUCGCUAUGGAGGAUUGAUGAUUUUGAAGAAGAGAGUAAGAUGAUUAAUAAUCUCCCUAACGAUCAGUUCAUUUCAUCCUCUAACGAAUAUGGAAAGGCAUAUUUAACUGGCUAAUCAAAAUUCAAUUGAUUUAUAUUUAUUCAUAUAUGAAAUAUUAGUAUUCCCACAAGGAAGCUCUAACCAGCUGUAUGCUAUGGCCAUGGGUUUUCUCCAAGCUUUCUGAUGAUAGUUAUCCACUGUAAUAAUCCCAUCUCCAUGCAUGACCCUCCUAGUGUAUCUGCUUUUGUUUUGUGUGUCUUUUGCUUUUUCAGAGAAGAAGAGAGCACCUUAUUGAAUCUUCUGUGAUGUUUGGAGAUUUGGUAUCUUCAUGAAUGUAAUGUAAAAUAUCAUUUUCUAAGUUUUUAUCUACAAAUAAGGCUGCUUCUGUACAGAGAAUUAGAAUUUUUCU